GUUUCGUUCAAAUUUAUACGUAUCAAAACAAAAAAAAUAAAAAUAUUUUGUUGGCAAUCCGUUUUGGAUUAUUAUUAUUAUUAUUAUGGCUGCAUCAAAAAAAGCCGGUAAGAAAAAGUCUGGUAUAAAAAAAGGUAAAGGUAAAAAGAAAUCUGCAAGUAAAAAAAGCAAAUCGAAAAUAUCAAAAUCAAAAACAGAUGCAACAACAACAGCAGCAACAACAACAACAACAGCAUCAACAACUGCAGAUGAAAGUAAAACUGAAGCUACAAAAACUAAUGUGGAUACAUCAAAUGCCGGAUCAACAUCGAAACCAAUGGAUUUUCAAUCAAAAACUGUACCAUUUUCUUUAGAAAUGGGUAAAAAUGAUGAUGCAGCAAAAUAUUUAUUCAAUACAUGUAAAUUAGAUUCAGAUGUAGCACUUAAAAUUGAAAAAAAUCGUCAAGCAAUCGAACAGGUAGUAAAUCUUUUACGUGACAUAAGACCAGAUCAAAUUACAAAUGAUAUUAAAGAUGAUCUGAUUAAAAUUCAUUGUAUUGCUCGUGGUAUACGGAUACGUUUAGCACAUCAUUUAGCUGAACAGGAAAAAAAGAUGAUGGAUAUAAUGAUGAAAAUGUUGACACCGAAAAAAGAUACAACUGCAGCUACAACAGCAGCUACAACAGCAACAACACCGCCAACAGCAGCAACAACAGCAACAACACCACCACCAGAAACAAAAACAGAAACAAAAGCAGAAUCAGAAUCUAAAAAUGAAACUACAAAAACAAAUCCUGAUUCAGCGGCAGCUACGACGGAAGUAACUAAAACAAAUAUUACGGAAGCAAAAAGUGAAGGAUCAGCAGCAGCUGAUUCAGAAUCACUAAACAAAUCAUCUGAAGCGAAGAAAACAACGGAACCUGAAAAUACUGAAAAUGAAGAAUCAAAAGAUGAAGAAUAAUCAAGAGAAAUAUUAAAUCUUGAGACAAGAGAAAAGCUUCACCACCACACCAACACCAACACUGAAAAAAAGAGAGAUUUAAAUUCAAACAUUUUUGAAU
Dermatophagoides pteronyssinus (European house dust mite) is the source of this 1040-nucleotide messenger RNA. RefSeq lists its product as uncharacterized. The record is from RefSeq and is a predicted model, not a curated record. Lineage: Eukaryota; Metazoa; Arthropoda; Arachnida; Sarcoptiformes; Pyroglyphidae.